This is a messenger RNA of Magallana angulata, 1145 nucleotides long. RefSeq lists its product as uncharacterized. The transcript is spliced from 3 exons. Gene Ontology annotation, molecular function: calcium ion binding. NCBI's taxonomy places the organism in Eukaryota, Metazoa, Mollusca, Bivalvia, Ostreida, Ostreidae. The record is from RefSeq and is a predicted model, not a curated record. Bases 95 to 511 code for a protein of 138 amino acids.
AACUCUCGCCAAACUUCACAGUUCUCACGAACGCCGAGAGAAACGCAUCGAUUUCUGUACAGAAUUUAGACGGUUCAUCUCAAGUCAAGGAAAAAUGUCAAAAGUUGAUGAAACCAGACAAAAAUGGAGCGAAACCUUCGACUCCUUUGAUACAUCUGGAAACGGACAAUUAACGAUCCAAGAGUUGAAAGAAGCGCUGAAAGGAAUGGGCGCAAAUCUGUCGGACCAAGAAAUUGUGACCAUUUUUAGUGACAUAGAUGGGGAUGGAAGCAAGUCAAUCUCAAAGGACGAGUUUAUCCGGGAGAUGACAAAGAAGAAUAGGCAAGACGCUUUCCGAGAGUUCUUUGCUGCCAAUGAUACCGACGGUUCCGGGGCGCUGACAGCCGAUGAGAUCCGAAAGUUUGCAUCGGAAGAUUCCGAGGCAUCGGUGGAGGAAAUCCUGGCGCAAUGUGACGCCAACUCAGAUGGAAAAAUCACGUUGGAGGAAUUCCUAAAAGGCAUUGACGGCUAGACGCGGGCCUCUAUGCAAUAAAGUUUAACGCUCAGCUUAAAAAAUCUCACACCAGUUACUUACUUUACUUUGAGAAUAAGCACCAAUUCUAUUUGUCCCGCGUAUGACGCAAUAGCGACCUUUGAUAGUGUUCGAAUCGAAUUCAAUAAAUUACGUAUACUGCCAAGCUGUGAAGAGCAGUUUUCGCUGAAACAAGUGCAUGUAUGAAUAACCAUUUGUUGUUAUUUGUCGCUUUUUUAUGAGAAAUAUUAUUGGUAAAAAACCGAAUUUCGGCGAACUCGAACGCUAAUAAGCGUAAAAUUUCGGAAUUUCAAUAGUAUUCUGUUUCGGAAAGAAAAAGAAAAUGUUCUAAUUUUUUUCUGAUCAUUGUUUUUGUUAACUUUACUUAAAUCAUAAUAAUGUUCUAUAACUAGGACAUUUCUUACAAAUUUUUUGUAUUAUUUACGAUGUACACAAAAUGUAACCAUUAUUAACUGCAACAUUGUAAAAAAAAGCCUCCUUUUUUUCUUAAGUGUAAAGCAUAUUUGAAGCGAUACUAUAUGGACAUUAUAAUUUUUUACAUACUUCUCGUUCUUUAAUAAACAAUUGAAAUUGCUAGCUGUUCCAUUUUGAAAUAAAUUGUAGAAAUAAACAA